Molecule: messenger RNA, 804 nt
Organism: Clonostachys rhizophaga
Lineage: Eukaryota; Fungi; Ascomycota; Sordariomycetes; Hypocreales; Bionectriaceae
Source: the annotation of a GenBank genome assembly
AUGGCGGCGAAGGAGGAUCAAGAGUACCUACUCGGCCAGCACGGACGAGAAGUUGAACUCCUGUCUGAGGGGAAGAUUGUCUUCGCUCCUGUUGAACUUGACAAGUCCGGCCUCAGUGUUCUAGACGUGGGAUGUGCCGAUGGAACCCUGCUCCGUGACCUCCAGAAACAGGUCUCGCCCUCUGCACAGUUGGUAGGAUCCGACGUCAUGGGCCCAUUUCUACCUACAUCGCCGCAAGGCAACAUUCGAUAUGUUCAGGCCGACAUUUGCGAGCCUCCUGCAAGUGAUUUGGCCGGGUCAUUUGAUUUGACACAUGUUCGAUAUGUUUUGCCCGGGUGUGCUCGCGUGGGCCUGGACACUGCUGUGGCAAAUCUCACAGCAACCCUGGCACCAGGAGGAUGGCUUCAAAUUCAAGAAAUGGACGUGGACCCAAAUCGGCCUGAUGCAGGUCCAGCAUGGCAGGAUGUCAAUAGCAUCCUAUCUGGCAUGUUCGCCAAGAUCGGCAUGGGAUCUCAGUUCACUUUAUUGAUUGCCGAUUCGAUGAAGAAAGCCGGCUUGGCAAAUGUAUCUGUCGAGGCUAUUGAUUUGCCCAUGGGGAAAUUGAUCGAGGGCGAACAGGAACGGAAAGACUCAAUCGAGCCUUUUAAGAUUACUAUCCCAGUUAUUUCACAAGCUGCAAAAGGACUUGGCAUUGAGCUACCCGAAUCAACUUAUGAUCGUUUGCCUGAAAGAUUUCAGGACGAAGCCAUGAACCAAGGUGUUGUGUUUCGAUGCUUGGUCAUUGUUGGACAGAAGCCAGUGUAA